AUGCUUGAUGCUGGUCUCAUCCUAGCGCAGUUCAUCGGUCGAGUUAGUCAGAAGAAGGAGCCAAUGACUAUCCAGCAGUUUCCUCUGGAGGCUCCCCGGGGUAAUCCUGUUGGUCAGAUGAACUGUGCAUUUGCUGACAAUGUUAAAGCACCUGCACAUGACAAAACACACGCUGAUCACGCGUGUGUCACACGCCGUGUGCAUCACGCGGUGUGA
Messenger RNA from Perkinsus marinus ATCC 50983, 216 nucleotides. RefSeq lists its product as hypothetical. The coding region runs from base 1 to 216 and encodes 71 amino acids. The record is from RefSeq and is a predicted model, not a curated record. The transcript has 2 exons. Lineage: Eukaryota; Perkinsozoa; Perkinsida; Perkinsidae.